AUGGCGCCCGCCGCUCGCCGUGUGCCUCCUGCUGCAGCCGCUGUGCUCGUCCUAGCGCUGGCCGCUGCCGGCGUCGCCGGGCACGCCACCGAGAAGACGAAGCGGCAGAUCUUCCGGGAGCAGGUGCUGCCCCACACCGGCGGCAAGAUUCCGUCGGGGGCGUUCCGGGCUGACCGGCUGGUGCUCAACAGGCUCAACAAGGAGGGCAUCGCCGUGCCAGACGGCAUCUUGCUGGACGCCCGCAAGCGCCAUAAGGAUCCCACGCAGCGCGGAGGGUCCGACCUGGAGGCCGCUGUCGUGAAGGUGACGCUGACGGACGACGGACGAUACACGGCGCCGGAGGGCCGGCUGCAUGCCACGCACCCGGAGACGGUCGACUCCACGUACAUCAUCCGGCCGCCGUUCAAGGGCUUCGGCCGCCAGCACGGGCUGUGGCCGCCGAGGCCGCGACCUGCGCACAGCUUCGCCGUCCCAGCCAGCCGCCCCCUGCAGCAGCAGCCGCCGCAGCCUCAAACGCUCUACGGCCGACCGGCUGCGGCGUGGGCCCCCCGCGCCUUCCCGCGGCUGUCUGACUCCGAGGCGGACGCCAGCUUCAGCUGCGCCGGCCGCUCGCCAGACCGCCUCUACGCAGACCUGCGGUCCCGCUGCCAGGGUUUUCACGUGUGCCAGAGGGACGGGCGGCGGGAUUCGUUCCUGUGUCCUCACGGUACGGCCUUCAACGAGCUGACGGAGCAGUGUGACUGGUGGCAUAACGUCAAGUGCUUCUGAAGUUGCGGGAGCAUUCAGUUCAGCCGUUGCCUGCAGCUUAUCCAUCACUACCUCACGGUGGAACACUCAUACGACAUACAAUAGAAAUCACGUUCCACCCUUUCGCUUCUCCUCACCUCUCCAGUUCCACCAAUUUUCAUAUACUGGACGUGCCCUUAAAAUAUUUUUUUUUCGACUUCAUUUCGGGGCACAGUGCAUACGUCAUGGAAUUCAUCGUCAUAUCAACAUCAGUCUUCAAGAUUAUAUAAGCCUCAUCAUUUUUCAGUAGUUCACUUUUUUUUUAUUCGCAACAUCUUGUUCCAUAUAUUAUAAUAAUCUAUUCGUUAUCUGCUAGCACAUCAGUAUUUGUUUGCGUGCGUGGGCGGUCAUUAAUCGCUUCCAUAGUCCCAUUAAUUUCAUUAAUAAGUACCGGAAGACUGUAUGAUUAAACGUGAUAUUAAAAAAAAAUGCUACAAGAAUUUAAAAUACGCUUAUCCACCUCGUAUUCCUCAGCUUCCAUUUAAUGUAGAUAAUUUCUCAUUUGAUUCAAUAACUGCAUGGAAUGCAGGCAAAUUAGACUGUUGAAAAGAAGGUAGCGAAGACUCUGUAAUAGCAGGUUGUCAGCCCACAAAUUGAACGACAUGACAAAUAUUCACCCGUUCAAAGUUUACGAAAUUCUUCAGAAUGAUUAUCGUUUACAGAUAACUUUUUGUCGUUAACAAAUCGAAAAGAAGGUACGUUUGUUUAUAUUUUGACAAGAGCAGCUACCAACUCCGGUUCUUCCGGGGUUAAAAUCUCAACUUCUCAAUACGGAAUCCAAGUUUAAUGGUUUUCUUUGAACCUAGUUCGGAAUGCUGUUCCAUACUGAUUACUAUCACUGACCAUUUAACUGACUGAUAAAGUACUGAUUUAUAUUUACUGUCUCAUGUUAUCGUUACGUCCAGUUUUAAGCUGAGUGCAACAAAAAUACAUGUAAACACAGUAGAGAAACAUUGUUUGAAAAUAGGAGCUCCCUCAGAAAUCACAUUUUUCCGAAGUAAUCCCAUUUAGCUCACUGGAAGAAAACGAAGACUUACGUUUCCAUUUAACGUUCACUCUCGGGAGCAGGGGAGAACGUUUUAUGUUCUCAAAGAGUAUCAUGAAAGUGACAAAGGCUGUCCUCGAUUACUAAUGGGACUCAGCACUCAAGACUAAAUGACUGCCAUAGAUAAAUUAAGGUUUCUCGCAAACUAAAGUAUGUACAUGUUUCCAACCAUCUGCUGCAACGAUAUCUGCGAGCUCUAAGAAACGAAUUACUGAAACUGCUAGUACCACAAAAGACCAUAAAAUACUUAUUGUACAGGGCAGGCAGCCACGUCGUUCCAGGUUAACAUUUCAUGUUGUUAUAGUUGAAUCCCAGUGGAAGAAAUGGCGUAUUUAUAUCCAAUUGCCACCAAUAGGCUAUGGCCCAUCGUGCCUCUCUUAACGUCGCGUCGAGAAGAGGACCACAAACUAUUGUGCCAAUCACUUUAUAAGUUCACAUAGCUAAUGAAAUAAAUUAUAAAAACAUAGAAGAGUCAAUGAAACAAAUGGGUGAUGGAGCAGUAUUCCGAAAUACAAGAUAUAUCUAAUGGACUCUAUACAAGUUAACACGGUGAUCAGAGACUGGAAUAGAAGAAACUAAUUCUACACUUCCUGGAUCACUGUUUUUAUUUGUGACUAUGUCGCAGCUUGUAUUCUCAGCAUGUCAUACGACAUACCUGGAAACUGCGUGCCGGAUUAGGACUUGAAACAAGAUUCCUACAUUUCUCAGGCAGUGCAAGAAACAUGAAUUCACAUGGAUCAGAACAGUGCUGAAGUUUAGAGCUGUAAUGCUUAACUUUCGUGAGUAUUAAGGAACGUGCACGAGUUGCAUUAAAAAGUUCAACACAAUUGCAAUAAUUUUAGAUAACCAUUAAUAAUAUACCCAAAUAUCAAGCAUUAAAAUGUUUCGUCAAUAAAUUCUGUCUGUACAAUAUUUUUUAACCUGUGCAAUUAUUAGGGGUACUCAAAAAAAUUGCUUUUAAAACAAGUAUAUGAAGUCACUAACAAUUUCCGGUAGAUUUAUAAAAGAAAAAAUUUGCAUUGAUUAACAGGUUGAAUGAUAGUGAAAUUUAUUAAUUUUAACUUUUAGAGCUGAUUUAUCUUCUUCUGAAUUCAGACCUGGAACAUAAGUUGGGCAAGUCCUCACUAAAAUGUCUCAGGGUUACGCACAAGGUAAUUGGCUAGUAAGUAACAAUUUGCAUUUGCAUAUACAUCAAAGACACAAUUAGGAUUGCCAAAUAAUUCUUUAUUAUUUAUUCUCAAACCCUUACACAGCUCUGAAACCGGCUGCUGUACAAGAAUCCUUUAUAAGAUAGUAGGGGGCGCGAGGUUUCACGUUUAGGAUGAAAAGAUGAUUAGAUGUUAACGGGUAUUUAGGUUGCAUCAAUAAUUUUUCUGAAAGUUCUCCAAUUAUUACGCAAAACUGUAAAUACUAACUCGUCUAUGCGAAUGGUUCAGACGAUACUGUUACACGUUCCUCGCGUGCGUCGGAAUUUUUCCACUGUCUGCGCACUCUGUGUGAAACUGAAUGUCUCGACACUCAGAAUAAUAUGAGUCUUUCUUUACACUUCGGUACCUGGGAGUGGCUUUACCGUACGAUGGAGAUUUCCACCCAACGAAAAUACAAGUAUUUUCCGGAGUUUUGGGCUGACAGUCUUGAACCUUCACGUGUGUUUUCGGUAUUUCUCUCAGAACUAUUGACUGUAGUAUUUUCAAACAAUUUCGGCAGAAAUAUUUUAGCAUAUAGCUAUUAAAAUGAAUAAUAAACUAUCUGAGACUUGGAUGUUUUUCCCCAGCAUUGUUCAUCUAUUCAUUCCAUCAGUGCUUUUUGGCAACAUUACUACAAAACCUGUUCGUGAACACUGAAUUUGGCUACCUAACAGAAUGGCACUCCACAGGACAAACCGCUCUUGUGCGCUGUGCCUUAAUCAGCAUCACGAUACUUAUAUUCAUCUUGUGGAAAGGUAGCAUACUAUGUACGAUCAGCUAUACGAAUGUAUACAAUAACCAUUUCAUUUUCAUUUUUAUACUGUUCUUUUUUAUACUUUAUAUGUGUAUAUUUGUAGUAAAAAUAAAAAAUCUAAUUGAA
Messenger RNA from Schistocerca americana (American grasshopper), 3898 nucleotides. RefSeq lists its product as uncharacterized. NCBI's taxonomy places the organism in Eukaryota, Metazoa, Arthropoda, Insecta, Orthoptera, Acrididae. The record is from RefSeq and is a predicted model, not a curated record. Gene Ontology annotation, cellular component: extracellular region. Gene Ontology annotation, molecular function: chitin binding. The coding region runs from base 1 to 768 and encodes 255 amino acids. The transcript has 5 exons.